Molecule: messenger RNA, 8124 nt
Organism: Erinaceus europaeus (western European hedgehog)
Lineage: Eukaryota; Metazoa; Chordata; Mammalia; Eulipotyphla; Erinaceidae
Gene: TSPOAP1
Product: TSPO associated protein 1
Exons: 31
Coding region: 850-6417 (1855 amino acids)
Biological process (GO): neuromuscular synaptic transmission
Cellular component (GO): mitochondrion
Molecular function (GO): protein binding
Source: RefSeq, a predicted model, not a curated record
GCGGCCACCAUCUACCGGCUGUGGGACUGUAGGGGACCUUCACAGCAACCAGAGCUGAGGUCCGGCAGGGACAGAGACUAUGAGGCAAGCAGCCCACCGACCCAGGCCUCCUUAGAAUCAGCCUGGCUGCCCAGCAAGACACCCAGAAGAGGAGAGGGAAGCAGGGCAUAAAGAACCAUCGCAGAACAUUGGAGAUUUACUCUCGGUGGCUCCUGCAGACCCUGGCCAGGCUGAAGAAUCGCAAUGGAUGGCCAGACUCAGGCAUUGACGGACCUACAACGCCACCCAUACACACAGCUGCACUACACUGAGAUGCUCAGAGAGCACCAGUGACAGCAUCACACACUGCCACCACCCUGCAAUACAGACACUCACCCACCCACCCACUCACCAACCCCCUCACACAAACAACUGACAACUCCGAAACAGGCACAGACAGUGACACACAGCACCACUGUCCUCCACCCUCAGCACACUCAAGAGGGGACACGGAUCCUGUAAACACACACAAGGUAGUAUUGACCCUCACAGGCAGAUCUAGGGACACACACACACACACACACACACACACACACACACACACAGACACAUCUUCCCCACCUCCCUGAGGACACCCUUGCUUCUCCACACACUCCAGCACACACACAGCCACAAGCAAACCUAGCUCACAUAUCCCCAGCUCCAGCUCACAGCCUUGAUUCCUACAGCCUCCUCCCAACCCCUGAUGGAGCCUCAGUGAAGCCAAGAAUUCAGAGACGAAAGGGUCUGGCCUGGCAUGACCCUCAACAGCCCCUCUACUAGGCUGGGUGAUGUUCCCCAGUCCAGAUCCUGGGACCACUUGGCAAUACCAUGGAACAACUGACACCCCUCCCACGGCCUGGAAACCCCGGAGCUAUGGAGCCAUGGGCUCUGCCUGCCUGGCAGAACUGGGCUCCAGGCCAGGGGGGCGAAGCUGGAGGCACAGCCUGGAGUGUUGUUGAGACUCCAGCAGCUCUUCAAGGCACAGAACAGAAGCCUGAGGACAGCUGUGAGCCUGAGGGAACCUGGAGCUCUGGGCCGAUGGGGGGCAUGGACCCUGAAGGAACAGAAACUGAGCUGCCCAGCCUGGGGCAGCAAGCACCUGGCUCUGGACCUGACUGUCUGAGGCUAGAGGCUAAGGAGGUAGAGGACUCCCCUAAGGCCAAGCUGAAUGUGGGCAUCAGGGACAGGACCAACCUGGAGUUGCUGAGGGCCCUGGCAGAGCUACAGCAGCGCUGUGCCAUCCUUAAGGAGGAAAACCUGAUGCUGAGGAAAAGCAGUUUUCCUGAGACGGAGGAGAAGGUACGGAGGCUGAAGCGGAAGAAUGCUGAGCUGGCAGUCAUCGCCAAACGCCUGGAGGAGAGGGCCCAGAAGCUGCAGGAAACGAACCUAAGGGUGGUGAGUGCCCCGCGUCCAGGGGCUAGCUUGGAGUUGUGCCGGAAGGCCCUGGUCCGCCAGCGAGCCCAGGACCUCAGUGAGACAGCCAGCGCUCUGCUGGCCAAGGACAAGCAGAUUGCUUCCUUGCAGCGGGAGUGCAGAGAGCUGCAGGCCAGGCUCACCCUGGUUGGCAAGGAGGGCCCCCAGUGGCUCCACAUGCGGGACUUCGACCGGCUGCUGCGCGAGUCCCAGCGGGAGGUGCUGCGGCUGCAGAGGCAGAUCGCCCUGCGCAACCAGCAGGAGCCGCCCCUGCGGCCCCGGCCUCGGGGCCCAGCUGCCCCGGCCCGAGCAGGGAAACCCGCCCCCGGGGCCCCCAUAGAGGUCACUCCCCAGGAGGAUGUGGAAAAUCCACCUCUAAGCCCAGGAGAGCCCAAGAAACAGCAGAGGGUGCAGCAGCUGGAGUCUGAGCUCAGUAAGAAGAGGAAGAAAUGUGAAAGCCUGGAGCAGGAGGCCCGGAAAAAGCAGAGGCGAUGUGAGGAGCUGGAACUGCAGCUGAGAGAAGCCCAGACUGAGAAUGCCCGCCUGGCAGAGGAGAACUCUCGGCUCAGUGGGAGAGCCACGGAGAAGGAGCAGGUGGAGUGGGAGAAUGCAGAGCUGAGGGGCCAGCUCCAGGGGGUGACACAGGAGAGGGACUCGGCCCUUCGCAAAAGCCAGGGCCUGCAGAGCAAACUGGAGAGCCUGGAGCAGGUGCUGAAGCACAUGCGGGAGGUGGCCCAGCGGAGGCAGCAGCUGGAGGUGGAGCAUGAGCAAGCUCGGCUCAGUCUGCAGAAGAAGCAGGAAGAGGUCCAGAGACUGCAACAGGCCCAGGCAGAAGCCAAGAGAGAACAUGAAGGGGCUGUGCAGCUGCUGGAGUCUACCCUGGAUUCCAUGCAGGCUCGCGUUCAAGAACUUGAGGAGCAGUGCCGCAGCCAAACGGAGCGCUUCAGCCUUCUGGCACAGGAGCUCCAGGCCUUCCGCCUACAUCCUGGGCCCUUGGAUCUGCUCACCUCUGCCCUGGGCUGCAGUGCCCUGGGGGACCGCCCACCACCCCCCUGCUGCUGCUCCACUCCCCAGCCCUGCCGGGGGUCUGGUCCCAAAGACCUUGACCUUCUGCCAGGAUCCCCUGGACGCUGCACCCCAAAAUCUUCAGAGCCUACCCUUGCCACACUUGCUGGGAUCUCUCGAAGAGCAUCCAAGAAGGCAGAGUCUCUCUCCAAUUCCUCUCGCUCAGAGUCUGUCCACAACAGUCCUAAGUCAUGCCCUACACCAGAGGUGGACACAGCCAGUGAGGUGGAGGAGCUGGAGGCAGACAGUAUCUCCCUUCUCCCAGCAGUGCCAGAGGGCAGGCAGGGAGGAGCCAGGAUCCAGGUCUUCCUAGCACGCUAUAGCUACAACCCCUUUGAGGGCCCCAAUGAAAAUCCAGAGGCAGAACUCCCGCUCACUGCUGGCGAGUACAUCUACAUCUACGGCAACAUGGAUGAAGAUGGCUUUUUUGAAGGGGAGCUGAUGGAUGGCCGAAGAGGCCUGGUCCCCUCCAAUUUCGUAGAGCGUGUGUCUGACGAUGACCUCCUGACCUCCCUCCCUCCAGAGCUGGCUGAUUUGUCCCACAGUUCCGGCCAUGAACUCAGUUUCCUGAGCGGAGGUGGGGGUGGCAGCAGUAGUGGGGGCCAGAGCAUUGGGGGCCGUAGCCAGCCGAGGCCCAAGGAUGAGGCUGCAGGGGAUGAACUCAGCCUGAGCCCCACACCCGAAGGGCUGGGUGAACCCCCUGCCGUGCCUUACCCCCGCCACCUGACUGUCCUCAAGCAGCUGGCCCACAGCGUGGUGCUGGCCUGGGAGCCGCCUCCUGAGCGAGUGGAGCUCCUGGGCUAUCAUAUCUGCAUUAAUGGGGAAUUGCAUCAGGCCCUGGGACCUGGGACACCCUCCAAGGCUGUGCUGGAGAACCUGGACCUGCGGGCUGGGCCCCUCCAUGUUUCUGUGCAGGCCUUGACCAUCCAGGGCAGCUCAGACCCUCUGCGAUGUUGCCUGGUGGUGGGUGCCCAUGCAAGGGUGCUGCCUAGCCAGCUGCAGGUCCGUCGGCUGACAGCCACAUCUGCUGAGAUCACCUGGGUGCCCAGCAAUAGCAACUUGACCCAUGCUAUCUACCUCAAUGGGGAAGAGUGCCCCCCUGCCCGUCCCAGCACCUACUGGGCCACCUUCUGCCACCUGCGACCUGGCACACUCUAUCAAGCUCGAGUGGAAGCUCAGCCCCCAGCCUCAGGGUCCUGGGAGCCAGACCAGGAGAGGCCUGAGCAGCGGGCUGCCACCUUGCAGUUCACCACACUCCCAGCAGGCCCACCAGAUGCCCCCCUGGAUGUGCAGAUUGAGCCAGGGCCCUCCCCUGGUAUCUUGAUCAUCAGCUGGCUUCCAGUGACCAUUGAUGCUGCUGGCACCUCCAAUGGCGUCCGGGUCACAGGCUACGCCAUCUAUGCUGAUGGGCAGAAGAUCAUGGAAGUGGCCUCGCCUACAGCAGGCAGCCUGCUGGUGGAGGUUUCCCAGCUGCAGCUGCUGCAGGUGUGCCGGGAGGUGGCCGUGCGGACCAUGUCACCCCACGGCGAGUCAGCUGACUCCAUUCCCGCUCCUGUUGCCCCGGCCCUGUCAGCGGCCUGCCUGCCAGUCAAGGUAUCCUGCCCUUCCCCACGUCCAGGCCCUGAGGCCAGACCAGCCCCUGAGGUUCCAGGACCUGGAAACCCCAGUUCUCUGAUCCAGCACACUGAACCCCCUGGAGUUGGAAUGCUCCCAGAGGGCCCCCCAGAAAACCUCCCCAGAGAUAUACCAGAAGGAUCCCAAGAGGACCCCUCUGCACCUUGCUCCCAGGGGGAGGCCAGGACAGCUGUGCUGGGUGCCCCAGAGGACAGGAGGGCCAGCGAGCCAGUCCUGGGUGAGAGAAUGCCUGGUUCUUCAGCUUUUGCACUGGUCAAGGAAGAAGCUGAGCGGACAGAGGGAGAGGACCAUCAGGCUCCCUGCUCCACUCUGGGAGCACUGACCCAGCGGGUAGCCUGCACUGACUCCUGUCAUGGUGGAGACACGGCGUCUGAGCUGAAGCCCAGGGUUGAGAGGGAAGAUAUGGCAGAGCUUGGGGUCCAUCUGGCAAACUCCUUUGUGGACCAUGGCCGAAACUCAGAUCUGUCAGACAUCCAGGAGGAAGACGAGGAGGCAGAGGAGCUGGGUUCGAGAACUUGUUCCUUCCAGAAACAGGUUGCUGGCAACAGCAUCAGGGAAGAUGAGGCCCAGCCCCAGCCCGAUCCCUUCUGUGAGACUGACAGCGAUGAGGAGAUCCUGGAACAGAUUCUGGAGCUGCCCCUCCAGCAGUUCUGCAGUAAGAAACUCUUUAGCAUCCCAGAGGAAGAGGAGGAGGAAGAAGAAGAGGAGAAGGAGAAGGAAAAAGAGGAGGAGGAGGCCAAGAAGAAGCUGGGGGCAGGCUACUCUUCCCAGGACCCUGACCUCCCUGAGUCUGCACUGCUAGGGCUGGGCUGUGACAGAGGUCUGCCCCGAGGACCUGGGCCCUGUCCCUUGUCCCCCAAGUCCUUGGGGGCCAGGGACCACCUGGAGAACAUGUCUGGACUAGCUGGUGGAAAUAGUCAGAGGAGAGGAAGUGGGUCCCCAGAGAAACCUCCAAAUUGCAGGCGGUCCCUGGAUCCCCGUGAACAAUGCAGCCGACUUCUCAGUAAUGGCGGGCCCCAGUCCUCUGGACGGCCAGGCCCCCCACGGGAGAGGGGCGGCCCCCCUGUGGGCGAGGGCAACAGGGGUGGACCAGAGGCUGGGGGGAGAGAGAGGCUGGCCCCUUCCCGGAGAUGUCCCCGAGGCUGGACUCCAGAGACUGGCCUAGCCAGCUGCCUCUCCCCCAAGUGCUUGGAAAUCAGCAUUGAAUAUGAUUCUGAGGAUGAGCAGGAGGCAGACAGCGGCGGGGGCAUCAGCGUCACCAGCUCCUGCUAUCUUGGAGAUGGGGAGACCUGGGGCACUGUGCCCACAGGGAGGCCCAGGGGGCCUGUGAAGGCCAAUCUAGGCCUCAGCUCCUACACACGCCUCCCAGCCUGGGAGAAAAGGGAGCCUGAGAGGAGAGGCCGCGGUGCAACUGGCAGAGCCAAGGAGCCACCCUCCCGGGGAACAGAGACUGGGGAGCCCCAAGGGCAGGACAGCUGUGGGCGAAAGGGCACUCCCAGGAGAGGGGGCCAGGUCCCCAGACCCAGUGCCAGUGAACUGCCUCUUCCAAGGAUCACCCCUGAAGUGCUGCCUCGUAGGGACUUGCCUGUUCGGCUCUUUGUGGCUCUGUUUGACUAUGACCCAUUGUCAAUGUCACCCAACCCUGAUGCUGGAGAAGAGGAACUCCCCUUCCGGGAGGGCCAGAUCCUAAAGGUGUUUGGGGACAAGGAUGCUGAUGGUUUCUACCGAGGUGAAGGUGGGGGCCGGGCUGGUUACAUCCCCUGCAACAUGGUGGCUGAGGUGGCUGUGGACAGUGCUGUGGCGAGACAACAGCUCCUCCAGAGAGGUUAUUUGUCUCCAGAUGUGGUCACUGAGGGCUCAGGGAACAGUUCCUUUGUGCACUCCACAGUCCGCACAGCUAGGCCUCCCCCCAAGCCUCGCCGCUCUAAGAAAGCUGAGCUGGACAGUCCUACCCAGCCCUGUGCAGGCCCCCCCCAACUGGUCUCCUCUGCCAUCCUGAAAGCCCCCCACUCCAUGGUGGCUGCAUUUGACUACAACCCCCAGGAAAGCUCCCCUAAUAUGGAUGUGGAGGCAGAGCUGCCCUUCCGGGCAGGGGACAUCAUUACUGUGUUUGGAGACAUGGAUGAUGAUGGUUUCUAUUAUGGGGAACUGAAUGGACAAAGGGGUCUGGUUCCAUCUAAUUUCCUUGAGGGCCCUGGGCCUGAGGCAGGCGGUUCUGACAGGGAGCCCCCGUCACCGCAGACUGAGAGUCAGAGAACGAGGAGGAGAAGAGUCCAGUGCUAGAUGGAGAUAGAUAUAUAUAGAGAGAGCAACAUGUAAGUGGGGGACUUGCCCCCUAUGUCCAUGUGACUUCCUGUCCUCACAUCACCAUACCCAGAUGUCACUCCUUUGCCUUCUGUCUGGAAAGUCCCGCCAGAGCUGGCCUGGAUUUUCCAGAGUGUGCGGGAGGGAGAUCUUACCAGAUUUGGGUAUAGGAUCAGUCCCUCCCCUCACCUUUGACAGUGCUAGCUGUCAUAGGAACACAUGUCAUCUUAGAAUGACAUCUUAGAAUGCUGUGUGACAUCCAUGCUAUGAUUCGUCAGUGUAUUAUGAUACUAUGUACCUCUGGUAUUAUAAUACUGAUUAUUACUGGUGACAGAAGGGUGAUGCUGGAAUGCCACCAGUAAUAAUAGACUCCUUCCUCUUGUCUUUUUCAUCAUGACAUGCUUGGGCAGCAGAUGCAUGAAUUUUACUGUCAACUUUCAAUUUUUCUCUGCUGGGAGAAUGAAAGAAGGUCUUGAAAAGUUGGGGGGGGGGAGAGUUCUGUAGAUAAUCCUAAACUAUUUUGUCUCCGGACUCAGCAACACCCCAUGCUUUCCUCAGUAGUACUUUCUGAGAGGUUGGGAAGGGGUAGGGAGGGCCUGCGACUCCUGCUCCACCUAUAGGAAAUAGAUUCUUUAAUCUCCAGUGGGAGCAGACCUCUUUGUGGGCAAGCCCUGACAUAUCACUAGGGCCUUGGGAGGUGGGGCUGGGGUGGGACUCCAGCCAGGUACCCACUUCCUCUGCCUCUGGUCUGGGCUCUAUGACUGGCCAAAAAGAGGCAGGGACUUGGGGACAGGAUAUGCAGGCUGGUCAGUCCUGACUGGGCUUGCCCAGGAGGUCAUAGUGGGUAUGUGAGGUGGUUUUCUUUCUUGCCCAACCUCCUGUCCUUAGGGUGCUAAAAGCACUGUCUGAGUGGGCCUCUGGCAGAUGGAGUGGCUUGAGGUUCAAGAACUAGAAGGGAAUUCAGCUCAGGAGAAGAUGCUCACGGAGAGAGCCGGGUAGCCUCACUCUAUGAAUGGCCUUGAUCCUGGGCUCCCUGCAGCCCUCUCCAGGGUCACUCAGGCAGAGUCCUGCUCUCCUCCUUAUGGGCUGGAACUUGGCUCCACUCCCUGAGCACUGUAGGGCUACCUGGGAUUGUUGGAGGAAUUGCCUUUCUUGGCAGGUGUAGGUGGCUCUAAGUUGUCUGGUCCUUGCUCUCCCUUUACUGGGUGGGGGAGGGUGCAGUGUGGGGGUGCCAUGGAAACACCCUUCCAGGACCGUCUCUGGACUCUUGAGCUUGGCCCGACAGUUGUAGAGGGACCCAGAGGAGGGGGUUGCCCAGGUCACAAGGGAGCAAAAGCAGAACUGAGACUGCACUAGUCCCGUCAGACUCCUAGCUCAGUCACACCCUUUUGCCUGCCUGUGCUCUGUGUGUAGGGCAAUAGGAGUUGGUGGGGCUUGAGUCCUGAACUCAGUUCUGUAACAUGGGGACUGCAGGUAACUGAGCUUGGAGAGUUCACGAGUCAGGGCAGGAUAGGGACUUGGACCCUGACCAUGACUCCCUUUUCUCUCAUCUUCCAGAACUGGGCCAGCACAACACAAGGGUACCCUGCCCCUCCAGGCUGGCCCUGUGGCCCUGGCAGCUCCCCCAGGAUCGAAUUGGGGGGACCACAGGGCACCAGAGAGAAGGUUCGGGGUCUCCUCUCCAAG